AAGCACAGAAACACUAUUGCUUUCUGAUACCAAACUCUCGUCUAUUCCAGCGAAUUCUUUUGCCAGCAUGGUCAACAUCUCAGGGAUUAUCAUUGCCGAGCCCUAAUUAAACCUAUAGAAGGUUUCCUUCAGUAGGAAUGUUGGCCCUUAGACCGCAGCAGGCUCGGACAUUCACUGGGGAGGAGCUUUGAGUGUGUGUUGGACUCCCAGUAGGGGGGGAGACUUUCUGUUGAAGUAAGACGUAACAUUUCAGUGCCCUCGAGUCUUGCUCUUCAGCUGCCUGGUGCAUGUCCAAGAUCCGCAUGAGGGGAGAUGGGACUUGGAUGAGAAGUUUUCUGUGAGCCUCAAGUGUCUCUAGCUAAGGUUCCUACUGAAGAAAGGAAACUUAAGGGGCCAGUGUUAGUUGUGCAAAACACCUGGAUGGACCUAGCCCCGCCUUCAAGACGUAGCUCAUCCUCAAACCUGCAGUUUCCGAGCUUCCGCUUCCCAGAGCAGCUCCCCCCCACAACUCUCUUGCUCAGCUCCUUCGGACUAGCCAGCAGCAAUUAGCAAACACCUGAUACAUCUACGUGGAUAAGAAGCUGCAGCGGCUGGAGAGACACUCGUUUUACAACCUGAGGAAAAUCACCCACAUAGAAAUUCGGAACACAAAAAUGUUGACGUAUGUCGAUCCAGAAGCCUUUAAGCAUCUCCCGAACCUCAAGUACCUGGGGAUUCUGAAUACUGGCCUGACUUUCUUCCCUGCUUUAAACAACAUCCACUCAAACGACAUGAACUUCAUACUGGAAAUUGUUAAUCAUCCCUCCAUUACCGAGAUCCCCGCCAACUCAUUCCAGGGCAUCACCAGCGAGUUUCUGACAGUAAUGCUGUACGGAAAUGGCUUCAGAGAGAUACGGCAUCACGCUUUUAACGGGACAAAGCUGGAUCAAGUCGACCUACACAGAAACAUGUUUUUGACCAGGAUGGACGGCCGGGCUUUUGUAGGAACCAUCAGUGGCCCAACACUUCUAGACGUCUCCCAGACAAGAAUCACAUCGCUGCCCUCCACAGGCAUGGGCUCCCUGCGGAAACUGAAGGCGCGCGACACCUGGUCCCUCAAGAAGCUGCCGCCCAUCAAGGCCUUCAAGCACCUCACCACGGCUGAUCUCACCUACCCGAGCCACUGCUGCGGUUUCAAAAACCUCAAAAAGAAACGAGGAUUUUUGGAGUACAUCAUCUGUAACCUAACCGCUUUCUAUGACCACUACCACAAGCGCUCUGUGGGACCCCUUGACACGCCAACACUUCAAGUAGAUGGAGCGGUGGAAACGCUUCCGGAGCAUGAGCAGAGAAACGGAGGUCACGAAGAGCUGCAGGAGGACUGGAGAAAAGGAGACUUCCACGGCAACCUUUACUACCAUGCCUACUUUGGAGGCCAGCAAGACGAGGAAGUUGGCUUCGGAGAGACCCUCAAGAACCCCCAAGAGGACAACAGUCAAGACUUUGACAGUCGUUAUGAUUAUGUGGUGUGCGAGGAAGGAGGGGAAGUGGAGUGUGCACCGGUGCCUGAUGAGUUCAAUCCCUGUGAGGACAUUAUGGGCUUCAGCUUCCUUCGGGUGUCCGUGUGGUUUGUGAGCUUGCUGGCUGUUUUGGGGAAUGUGGUGGUGCUCCUGGUGCUGCUCACCAGCCACUACAAGCUCUCGGUCUCUCGCUUCCUCAUGUGCCACCUGGCCUUCGCCGAUCUUUGCAUGGGGAUUUACCUGCUGCUCAUCGCCUCUGUGGACCUCUACACCCGCUCUGAGUACUUCAACCACGCCAUCGACUGGCAGACAGGCCCCGGUUGCGGACUCGCCGGGUUCUUCACAGUCUUCGCCAGCGAGCUGUCCGUUUACACCCUGACAGUGAUUACUCUAGAAAGGUGGUACGCCAUCACCUUCGCCAUGCGGCUGGACCGCAAACUCCGUCUGCAUCACGCAGCGGCCGUAAUGGUGGCUGGCUGGGUCCUCUGCCUCCUUCUUGCUCUACUGCCACUGGUUGGCGUGAGCAGUUACCAGAAGGUCAGCAUCUGCCUCCCAAUGGACACUCAGUCCACCGCAGCUCAGGUCUAUGUCUUGCUGGUGUUGGUCCUAAACAUUCUGGCUUUUUUUGUCAUCUGUGCCUGCUACUUUAAGAUCUACUGUACAGUCCACAACCCGCAGUACCACUCUGGAUCCAAGGACACCAACAUUGCCAAGCGCAUGGCUAUCCUCAUCUUCACUGACUUCUUAUGCAUGGCUCCCAUUUCCUUCUACGCCAUGUCGGCUGCUCUGAACCAACCUCUCAUCACCGUUUCCAACUCCAAGAUCUUAUUGGUGCUCUUUUACCCGCUCAACUCCUGUGCCAAUCCAUUCUUGUAUGCCAUAUUCACAAAGGCCUUCAGAGGGGACAUAUUCAUUCUCCUCAGCAAGGUAGGACUGUGUCAGCAGCAGGCACAGCUGUUUAGAGGCCAGACCGUCUCAUCAAAAGGCAGUGGGAAUUCUCUGGUGCGGAGGGAAAAGGUUAGGAAAGGCGGAAGCCUUGGGCAAGAAGAAGUACCCAUCAACCUGAAGAGCCUUUCCAGACAAACCUAUCACCCAGGAAUCAAACCUGACGAUAACCAAGACCUGGACACGUGAGCUGACCAUCAGCUUCAGGAAGAAAAGCCAAGAAAGGUUCAUUUUGAUGAAGCCUUGAAAUAAUUCUGGACAGAUCUGUUAAAGUAUUAAACAGAGAGCUCCGUAAACUGUGUUGGCUUUAUUUUUCAGACCCUGUUUAUGGAAUUUCAAUCACUAUGAAUUUAAUUAAUGCAAUCCAAGUUGUAGUCCCCUGUAUUUUAAUAGUAGUUGUAGAACACCCCUGAAAGUAUUUACUAAGUAAAAUAGAAAAGCAUAGACAAAAGUUUCUCUCUUCUAUAUUUAGCAUAGGUUAGACAUUACAAAUAUAUCACAUUAAUUUGAGCUAUUUGAAAUCCAUUAUUUGAACGUAUAUCAUCUUCAACUGCAUGCUGGCUCAGUGCCGAUCAACUAUGGAAACUUCACACAUACACCACUGAUUUAAAGUAUGGAAAAAUAGUUUCAUUUACCAUUACUCACAACUCUGUAGAUUAUGAAAAACAAUACAACAGCGACAGAAAAAUAUAUGGAUUUUGUCCAUAUUUUACCAUAUGCUUCUUCUGGGAAAUUGAGUCUGUACUUUAGUUUGAUGUUUUAUAGCAGAUACAAGUAUU
Molecule: messenger RNA, 3223 nt
Organism: Gambusia affinis (western mosquitofish)
Lineage: Eukaryota; Metazoa; Chordata; Actinopteri; Cyprinodontiformes; Poeciliidae
Gene: tshr
Product: thyroid stimulating hormone receptor
Exons: 12
Coding region: 654-2633 (659 amino acids)
Biological process (GO): G protein-coupled receptor signaling pathway
Cellular component (GO): membrane
Molecular function (GO): thyroid-stimulating hormone receptor activity; protein binding
Source: RefSeq, a predicted model, not a curated record